AUGUCUUCAUUGCUACGUUUAUUGUGCUUCCGCUCCACCAGUCUUCCCCGCCUUGCAAUGAGCUUUUCCUCUUGUCGUUCCGCCUCUUCCUCCAACGUCAAAGCUACCGCUCUGACGCGCUUUGUGGACGAGAAUGGUGCUAUUCGCUGCGGCCAACGUACGGACGACGGUAUCACUGCGUUACUUGUAGAAGACGACGAUCCUCUGGGCAGUUUGCGCUUUACAGGUGAGACUGCCACUAUCGAAAAGCUGCUGGCUCCAGUGGUGCCAUCACAGAUCCUCGGUAUCGGUCUCAAUUACCGUAAACACGCCAGGGAGACCAAUCAGGCGGAGCCGAAGUUUCCUGUGCUCUUUACUAAAGGUGUCAAUGCUUUGCAACACCCACACGGUCCUGUGGUGAUCCCUCGGAUUGCCUCAGAUCCCCCUGAGGUCGACUAUGAGUGUGAACUUGCGGUUGUACUAAAGGAAGCCUGCUGCAAUGUGACGGAGACGGAAGCUCUGACGUUUGUAGGUGGGUACACUUGUGCUAACGAUAUCUCGGCACGUCGCUGGCAGGGUGCGAAGGGAGGAGGUCAAUGGUGUCGAGCUAAGACCUUUGACACUUUCUGUCCCUUGGGACCGGUGCUCGUGACACCUGAGCUCAUUCCAGACCCACAGACACUCGACAUUGCUACGUAUCUCAAUGGUGAGCAGGUGCAGAAAUCCAACACGAGUGAUAUGAUCUUCUCGGUUGCAAAUCUUAUCAGUCAGCUCUCGCAGGAUUGUACAUUGCCUAAAGGCACGCUUAUUUUGACAGGAACAUCCGAGGGAGUUGGUUUCACCCGUAACCCGCCAAUAUUUCUUGCACCUGGUGACAUGGUGGAAAUUGAGAUUGAGCGCAUUGGCAAGCUGGUGAAUCCUGUUGUUAGUGCGUCGGCGAUAUAA
Messenger RNA from Peronospora farinosa, 924 nucleotides. The record is from the annotation of a GenBank genome assembly. Lineage: Eukaryota; Oomycota; Peronosporomycetes; Peronosporales; Peronosporaceae.